AUGUACCAAAGGGAGAGCAGCGAGCGACGGCGCAGCGCCGCCCUCGCCUCCCACGCAGCAUCCCCUUAUCAUACGGAUGCAUCGUUGCCUCACCAGGUGUACAACAACACUGGGGGGUCGCACGAGAGCCGCGGCCAGGGCCAAGGGUACUGCGAAGAAGAGGUCAGUAUUCAGUACGGAGGGGAAGAAGACACAUCCCGGCUUACAUCGACGCAGAGAUACGGAGAGCGCUCCUCCAUGAGCGCCGCGACUUUCGCGCGUUUCGGCGGCGCCGCACCCGCAAACGUGCAGGUGGAGGGGUCUGUGUACACCCCGUGCCGCACCUCGCCACAUGGGUCCGUUGCACUGCCUUCCUCUGUUGGCCCCUCCAUCCGCUUGCCAGCAUCGCCGGCCGGCUGCCUGAGACCCUCUUCAUCAAUCGCGGAGGGCGCUGCUCCUAAUCCAGCGGCGGCGGCCGGAGGCGGGCCCGCCACGACUUCUCAUUCUCUGCCUGUUGACCUAGACGCGAAAGUCAGAGAGACAGACGUGGUCGACCCUCCGUUCCGGAGCUCGAUUCACUGCCGCAUUUGCGGGCUGUUCAUUCUUCGAAGCGACUGGGAAGCGCAUCAGCUCACAUUGCUGCAUCAGCGGCGACUGCGCGAGUGUGCUACCGCAUGCGGGAGCUGCAGCAGCUCCUUGUCUUGCCCGCUGACAGUGGUGGUGCGAGGUGACAGCAUUAGCCAGCCAGCGGCUGCCGCGGGCUUCAGGGGUUUGCAGGGAGCAGUGAUUUCUGGGGACGCGCAGAAGGCUUCAUCCUCAGCGACGCCUUCUGCGCGUGCACUGGCACGGCGUAGGAAGAACCCUCAAGAACGCAGCCGAGCCACCUCAGCGGUGGAGAGGCGGUCAUCAUCUCACCCGCAUCCAUCUCGCCGCAAGCCGGACUCAGCCAGCUCCGGCACUGCCUCGUCCAUGUACAGUACUGGCAGCGGCUCCACGAGCAGCAGUCAAACAAAGAGUGUCAGCAAUGUUAGCGCGGGCAGCACCCGUAGCAAAAGUGCGGAGUCGGACAUCAGCGCCGCACGCGGCCAUUUGGACGUCAGCGCUAUCCCCUACGCCACCCCUCCUCGGUCAACUGGGCAACCUUCCACCUCCGCUGCGCCAAGCUGUCCCACACCGUCUUUCGCGUUACCACCUGUCUCUCCUCCGCGCUUCUCCGCGGCAUCGUCUGCAUCCGCUGCCGUGCGCUAUGUGGAGUUCUCGGAGGAGGAGCAAGAGGGGCGGCGCGUUAGAAAGCUGGAGGAACAGCUCAGCUCAUACCUCUCUCAUCACGAGCACAAGGUGCUGGCAGCGUGCGUGCGGCGGUGGUAUGAGGCGAUGUUCAUCAAGGCAACUGCGCCCGUUACCGACUCAGAUCCGCCGAAGCGAGGGGGUGUUGCAGUAGUUGUGGCCGGUGCUCCUUGCUCACCGGCGGGCUGCGUUGGGACAUCGCUGUCCCCGGAAACGGUCCGACCCCACCCCAUCGCGGUCACCUCUACAUCGCCGCUGCCUGUCUCGGAAAUGGCGCUUAACAACAUCGAUUCCGCGCCAUACGAGCAGGGCGUGUCAUCUUCCCCGCCAAGCCGCACGAGCCCGGCAGUCUCGACAGCUGCGACCGGAGCGGCGUUCUGCAGUGAUGACCAGGACAAUCGCCCGCACGACGUAGCGGAGGAAGAAGUUGAUGACGGCGAUCUAGGAUUCCUCACCCGGCGCAGCAACACCCAGCAGCCAGCAUCGCCGAGAAGUUCCAUGCCGCACUGCGGCGAGGGCAUGCAGAUGAACCGCCCAGCAGCUGUCGGCGCGAAGUGCGCUGCUUCUCCUCAAGUUGUAGACACGAACCCGAUGCACACUGAGCACGCCGGCGUGAUGAUGACCCGUGGAGAGGCCGAGUCCACACCUACGCCGUUUUUAACAACCUGCGUCAAGUCCUACGCGCGCGUUCAUGUUGCGGCGGACGGCUAUGUCUCUCCAGCGAAAGUUCGCCGCGGCACCAGGGAUGGCAGCGCAGAGAGCGAGGCGCAAGAUCUGGAGGUGAUGCGGACGAAGGUGAGCUGGGUGGUCCGGCAGGCCAGUCGACCGGCUGCGGCGCGCAGCUCCAGCUCCGAUUCUUCGGACAGCAGCACUGCUCGAAGAGACUGGAGGCGCUCUGUUGACUGCAGCGGUGCCACAGUGGGUGCUGCGGCCGCAGCUGCUGCUGCACGCGGGAGCACAUCUGAUCCCUCGCAGCUUCCUGCUAAUUCGCCAGGUGGAGAAGCAGCGUGGGGGCAAGCAAGGGGCAAGGGUGCGGGGCGGUACGGCAGCAACCGAGCUCAGCCUCACCACGCCACAAAGGGUGAGUGCAGGACCGCGUCUGGUGGGCGGCCCCAUCUGCCGCAACCAGAUUCGGCAGCUCCUACCAACGUUACUGGAUGCGGCAGGUAUGGAGACGAUGACGGGGACGUGGGUGCGCGCGGGGUCGGCAAUGCAGCGACGUCGGAGGAGCCGCCAGAGCCGAGGCGCCGUCGGCACCGCAAGAGGCACCACCAUAGCGGCAAGUCCAAAGCGGAGGAGUGGAAGUCUAUGUCAAGGAGGCAACGUCGCGGUGACGGUGGCGACGAGAGAGCCGAGGGUGACUGCGUGUCACCGCGUACUCAGACACCAGACGAGGAGGAGGCCCAUGCCAGUGCAAGGCACCAGCCUCCGCACCCAGUGGAUGUCUCAGGGACGGGGGCGACUAGUCCUGUGAGCGCCAUACUUUACACUGGAGGCAAGGGCGGCGGCUGCGACAGCGUGGAGCGGACCGACGAGGAGCGACAUCGCCUCAAGGGGACGGGUGACAAGAGGGAGGGGAGGAGGAAGUCUGGCCGGCUCUAUUCAAGCGACACUGCUGCUACGGCUGCGACCCUCAUCCCAUCUGGCGAGGCGGACACAAGCACUGAGGAGGAGGAAGGGGGGUUGUGCAAGCCGUCGCCGCUGACCUCCGAGGCUGCGGGAAGAAGGCACGCCGUUUCGACGCGGCUGGCGGUGCCAUUAUGCAAUCAAUCGAGCAUCCUAGACGAGGCAUCGCCACGGCGGUCAUUGCACGCACCGCCACCGAAAGCAGCGACGUUAAAGAGAGACCCGUCUAGCCACGCUGGGGCCCUGAAAGGCGACCACGCUACUGCUGCCUCGCCAUCCUCUUCGAUCGCGCUCACAGGUGCCUCGGGAGAGCGUUCCUCCUCGCUUUCAUCGUCGUCGUUCUCAUCGCCGUCGUCCCUCAGUUACAGCAUCGGCAGCGACAGCGACAUUGCCGAGCUCGUCGCUCGCCUCUUGCCCAGCACCCAACAGCGCGCAUGGCAGCUGCUCCGUCUGGGGAGCGCGGCGCCGCUACUUGGCCACUCCGCCGAUGUGCCAAAGUCGCCAGCGUGUCUUCCAGACACGCAGCGCCACCAUGAGCCCGACCUGGCGGCAGCGAUCAGGUCUGCAACGCAGACUCUGACCAACGCCUUCAUUGCAGGGCAGGGCAGCCCCGCUGUUCAGGCAGAGGAGGAAGAGGAGGCCCCGCUCGGGUGCCUGCCCGCUUUUCCACUGUCUGCUUCGGCGCCUCUGACGUCGCAGGAUGUGCGCGGUCGCGGCGUAGCGACGGCAACGACGCCCAUGGUCGAUAUCCUGUCCGGCAUCUUGACCGGGGUGGCAGGCGGAGACGGUGGUCACGCGGCUGCCUCAGAGACCGGCGAGCAGAGCGCCGCACAUGGCCUCCAUCAUCAUCUCUAUCGCAGUCACCCACCUGGCGCUGGCGCGGCUGUGCAGCUUCCCAAGGCGCUGCUGGCGAUUCACGUGAUGAAGACUGGCGCGGCGAAUAGCUCAGUCGUGGCUCCGCCUGUGGAUACACUCGACGGGCGUGUCUCCGAUUGUGACGGGGAUGCGGCGCAGCCGCCACGGGAGGAGUCGGCGUCCUUUGUUGUGGAUGAGGCAAGCUCUGAGGUAGGGCUGCUGCUGACAUCGUCGUCUGGUCACCCAUACAAUCUUGGCGGCCCAACGUGCUGCGGCAGCAGCAGGGGUGGACGCAGGUGUGCCGGCCGUCACCCCUUCUUCCGCACGGCGCUCGUUGGAAGAGAGAGCGGUAAUGAGAACGAGGAGAGCAGUGUGGCCGGGCUGCCGUCAACAGAGCGCUACGACGACGUGUACCUUGCCUACGCACAUGAGGCGGCAACGACAUCAACGCACGGCGCAGACGAGGGGCGUGCGCAGCGAGGCAGCGGUGCUUCAGCAGAGUACGCAACUGUGGGGCAGAGCCGCAACGCUGACGAUGUUCUGUCCCCAUACUCGAUACCGCCCACUGGGUUGGACAUCCUUCAAGUGCCUCGGCGACCCUCUUGUGCCUUAUCCACCGCCGUGGACGAACGCGUCACAGGCGCCGCCGUAGGUGCGUCCUCGGGAGUGCAACUUCCUCCGUCAUCCCUUUCCACGUGCGCGCUAGUUGAAUCAAGCGUUGUGCAGUUGCCUGACGAGGGAGUUCGCUUGCCAGCAGAGGAGGUGGCGCAGCAACGCAGUGCCACUGCUAAUGCCGCCACAGGGCCUGCACGUGACUCGCACGGUGUACACAGCGAAGGAGCCGCAGCAGAGAAGAGGAGUAUGCUUGGACCUGCUGGAGCUGUGGUUGCUGGGGCCGAUGAGCAACGACGACUGGUAGGUAGCGGUGACGUUGCACCAGCAGCUGCCUACACAUUGCAUGCUGAGGUGGCAUGGGCACCGAGCUCGCUCUCAUCCGCUACAGGUAGUGGACCGACGGCGACGCGGACCGAUGCCGGAGCACUGGCACCUUUCUGCACCAUUCCACAACUCCACAAGGCCGUCUCUGAAGGACCUGACGCAGCACUGCCGUGUACGAACCGGCUCCCCGCGGCGUCCUCUUCCGCGUUCUCUAGCGGUGUGAUGCGAGCCGCGAACCCGGGAGUUGCCAUCGUGCCAAGCUCAGCGCCAGCGCAACUGCACGUCGAUCCUUUACGUGGGCCGACGUGGAGCACGGACCAGGCAUCGGAGAGGCGACUUGCUUCGCUUGAGCAACACACCUACACCGUCACUCCCACCACAAGCGCGGCCAUCGAGAGUGGCGGUGAUGCAUCUUCGUCGCCUACGCACCCUUCAGAUGACAGGUACGGUGGUACGACCAAUCGUGAUAUCCCUCACAGUGGUCCUCCUCCCAUGACGGCUUCUGAUGCAGCAGGCGUCAGCGCAGUCUUGCGCGACGCUGCGGUAUCACCCUGCGCCGCGCUUGUGCGCAUGACCGAGCCGCUGAAUACGCCGCCGUGCACCACCGCUGUACCCUGCUCCAGGGUGAACGGCGCAGGCGCGUUUCUCUAUGACGUACCUUCUCUGAGGAUUCCAGUGCUGCGCGCCAGAGGUGACCGAGGCGGCUCCGACGAAGACCUUCCACGGCUCGCUCUCCGCCGGCAGCUGAGAGGUACACACCCCUCGAGAGGGGCCACCGCUCAAGCGGCAGUGGUGACGGGUUCUGGUAAUGUGCCGUUGCCAGCGCCGUGCGCUCUGCUGCCUGCAGCCGAAUGCAUCGAAUCCUCCCCCGAAACCUUCGCGCAGCCUCAGCAGUCGACGCUGGACAACCACCCUGCCCACCCGUCCCGGUUGCCGCGUCUGCGGGCCGUAGGAGCUUGUAUUUGCAGCCUUGGUGGCGACACCGUCGCCCGCAGCCUCACACAGCAUCCCGAGGCAGCCGAAGCGAGCGCACUCCCAGACACGUUGGCGCCAGCCUCAACCGGCACCGCGCACACGGUGAGCUGCUUGCCACACGGCGUGAUGCCUACGACAUACCCGUAUUGCUACCCGACCCUCAAGGGAGCGGCUGGUGGUGAGCCCAGCACCAAGCACGACUAUCGCCUUGCGGAAGGCGAGCCGGUUGCGACGGCCCCGCGAUCGACCUUAGCGGCGCGCGCGUCUGUUGGCGAGGGUCUUGAGGAGAGCGCGCUGAACCAUGCCUCCGUCUCUUCUAAUGCAAUGACACCAUUAAUCGAAGGGGCAGCAGCAGGGCUUGAUGCAGCACGCGACGCCUCUCCGCUGUCCUCGUCGCCAUCCUCGAACUCGUACGCGAGUCCUGCAGGAGUGCACCGGAACAGACGCCAGUUGCAUCAUCGCCGUCAUUGUGAUCGGUCAGCUGCAUCUCAGGAGAAGAGGUGCGACGAAAGAAGGGAGAAGAGAAGAUCGAGGCAGGGAAGCCGCCGCCGCGGUGGCGAUGCCUCAUUGGGACAUCACCGGCAACACCGUCACCAUCGGAGCGACCGCCAUCCCGACAAAGACAGCAACGACGAAGCGCACCGCUUGCAACACCGACGCCAUCGUCGCGCGCAUGCGAAGCACCGCGUGUCGCGACACGGACUUGAGAGGCCGCAGGCAGAGGACACGGACGCGACGGUGGCACAGCAAGCGCACCUUCCUCUGCUAUAUGCCCUGGAGGCGGCCCCGCAGCAGGGCCACACGGGUGCAGACUGCCGUGAGACGGCCUACGUCGUGCAAGAGGCUGACAAGGGGCUUCCAUUCGAAGCUCACCCGCUGCACCCAUACCCGGUCGCCGUCCUGUCUGCAGCAGUGGUGCCGAGCACCCUUGGACAUGAGGCGCUUCCGAGAGGCAAAGGUCAUUAUGAGCCACCAAUGGCUCCUCGCAACGACGACAUGGCGCGUGCGCCGAGGCAGCACCGUUCUCAUCGCCGUGGCAGCAGCAGCGCCCCGCACAUCAGAGAUGGCUCAAGGGAUGACGACGCCGCGCUGAGCGGACAUCUGCAUCGGCGACCCGGCGAGCGCGAGCGCGCCUGGGGACACCGACACUGCUGUCGGCGAAUGCGAAGUGACUCAGUCUUGUCAACAUCCUCAUCGUCGUCGAGGAGCAUCGGCAGCAGCAGCAGCGCCAGUAGCGGCGUUGACAUCGAGGUGGUCAGCGCUGGUCUCACUCGCCGCAGUCGCGGCGCAGCGUGGGUAAGCGUUCCGCCAUGCCCGCCUGGAGACGUCGCCCGAGGCCCAGACAGCGGUAACGGUCCAUGUAAUGGAAAAGAAGAGGUGGGCGCUCCAGAGCGCAGCCGUAGCGACGAUGUUGAGCACAGCGGCGAGGCACCGCUGCGGCAGCCGAUGAUGCCCAUCGAGGCAUGGCAGGGAGAGCGUGGGGCGCAACCGCCCUCUUGCCUUGAGUGGGGGCCAGCAGGUGAGCACAGUAGGUCCACAAGGGCGGGCGUGUAUGCGUCUGAGAUCAGCAGGCGAUCUGCAAACGUGCAGGCAGGCAUCGGCGCGAGCAGCGAUGACCCUGUGGGCGGAGAAGCUGUUGAUGGUAAAGGCGUCCGCAGCGUCGACUCCCACGAACCACUGGAACCUGCCGGCAGUAGACGUGUCACUGUGCAGGAAUCGCCCGCCUCAGCGCCUGCCGGAUCGGCGUCAGGGAAACACGCGGCUGGCGCACAGGUGCGGUGUGUUGGGGCACACGGGUCGGCUUAUGUGUCCUCCGCGAAACUCGGGCGUCCCCGCUGGCCUUCCGCGGACACCGCCACGACCGGCACGGCGAGGGGGCAAGACGCCGCGGACGGGCAUCCGGCGCUUCCACAGCACGGUGAUCUCCUCUACCGAGACAGCGCCGGUCGCUUUCACCGCGUCACCAGCGCGGAACUGCCAAGCUUGUUGGCAAGCGAACCGCGAUGGCGCACCUCACCUGAACCUUCGCAGAGCCCGUCUGCAAGCACACGCAGCCCGCUUUUCGUUGUUCACAACCCCGCACCGUCCGCGUGCGCGAUUACGGGAAGGCAGGCGCGCCGUGCAUGGACAAUCACGAAUCCCACGAACUCCCUCGGCUGCGGCCGUCUCAACCCAUACUGCUCCUCAUGCCGCACCAAGUACAAUCUCAUGUUUGUUGACCCUCACAUGCGACCAGUUCAGUGGCCGUCGGCUCAGUCUGCUGAACUGGAUCAGAUGGGCGACUGUCGCAUCCACAGCGGGUACAUUUUCGGGGGCGGCGACACAGCGUCUAAGCGAGACGCGAUGCUCGUCCAGCAGCGACUGCGUUCGAAGAGGAUGGCGGCGUGGCCGGAAUUGCCGCACACCGGCAGAGAUCACCUCAUCGUUCACGAGGAGGAUCUCGACGGCCCGCUGCGUCAACUCGCACCGCCGCCUCAGGGGCGCUUUGUUCGCAUCGCGUACGCAGAGGACAUGCGACUUACCGUUGGCCUCGCGCUUCGUCGUCGAGCGCCGCAGCUCGCGGCGCCGGCCCGCCGGAGCUUCGCCCUUUCGCCGUCAUCAGCGGCGCUCUCACAAUUGCCACGGCACCCGUUUCCAGCUGAUGCGUCCGGCGAUGCACUGCGGUUGAUCACAUCCCCUGCCGGGGAGAGAUCGAACGAUUGCCCACCCGCCUCGAGCGCGCAUUGGUACCCCAGCACCAUACAAAGUGGCACGUGCAGCUACGACAGCUACCUUCGAAACCCAACACGCGGCCGCAACUCGCCUCACAAGGACAAGCGCUACAGCUCUUGCACUACAAAGGACGCCGGCAGUGCAUCGAUCACCCAGCUUGACAAGCUUGCUGAAGUGACGGCCACGGAAAGCUGUCAGCCCCCGCCGCACAGCUGUGCAGCGUUGGAGACGGUGGAGGUCUCGAAGCGGCUGGCCGGCCACGAUGCCGGCGCCACCGUGAGCGCUUCCAUCGCUACAUCGCGGACGAACGCGGUACCUGCCGGCGAUGCCGCUUUGCGCCAGGAGGAGCGCCGGAUCAAGAAGGCGUUAAAGCAGCUUCUCUGGCGUGACUUGCCACAGCAGCGGGGAACUGCAGAAUGGGAGAACUACCUGCGCUCGCUUAGUGAGGGGCUCCGGCAGCAGCCCGGCCUUGCACUCUUGCUGGAGCCUCUGCUUCCAGCGCAGGGAGUGGAGACCGUGCAAUCUUCCCUGAUAGACAACGCAGCCGAAUCAUGA
This is a messenger RNA of Leishmania mexicana MHOM/GT/2001/U1103, 8928 nucleotides long. RefSeq lists its product as hypothetical. NCBI's taxonomy places the organism in Eukaryota, Euglenozoa, Kinetoplastea, Trypanosomatida, Trypanosomatidae. Bases 1 to 8928 code for a protein of 2975 amino acids. The transcript has a single exon. The record is from RefSeq and is a predicted model, not a curated record.